Molecule: messenger RNA, 1237 nt
Organism: Actinia tenebrosa (Australian red waratah sea anemone)
Lineage: Eukaryota; Metazoa; Cnidaria; Anthozoa; Actiniaria; Actiniidae
Product: delta-aminolevulinic acid dehydratase
Biological process (GO): heme biosynthetic process
Cellular component (GO): cytosol
Molecular function (GO): zinc ion binding; porphobilinogen synthase activity
Source: RefSeq, a predicted model, not a curated record
AGGUUAAUAUAUACUGUGGGCUCUUUUUUCAAGAUGGCGGACUUUAUUGGGCGUGCUGCACUGCACAGUGGCUAUCACCAUAAAGUAACAAGGAAAUGGCAGUCUACGGACACUACCAUCACUCCAUAUAACCUCAUAUAUCCUCUAUUCAUAUCAGAUAAUGCUGAUGAUCUAGAAGAAAUAACUAGCCUUCCAGGACAGUUCAGGAUUGGAGUGAAUAACUUGGAGAAAGUAGUCAAUCCUCUUGUCAAGAAAGGCCUAACGAGUGUUAUACUGUUUGGAGUUAUUUCCAGACUAGAAAAGGAUUCAAGGGGUACAAAUGCUGAUUCUGAUGUGUGUCCAACCAUUCUUGGGAUUAAGAAGUUGAGGAGUUUGUUCCCUGAUCUUCUUGUCAUAUGCGAUGUGUGCAUUUGUCCUUUUACUGACCAUGGACACUGUGGUAUACUGAAUGCUGAUGGCACAAUUAACAAUGAGCCUAGCAUUCAAAGACUUGCAGAAGUAGCCCUGGCCUAUGCAAAAGCUGGAUGUCAUGUGGUUGCACCAUCAGAUAUGAUGGAUAACAGAGUAUCAGCCAUCAAGAGAAUCCUGAAGAAAAAUGGGUUUGGUGGUAAGGUGUCCUUGCUAAGCUACAGUGCUAAAUUUGCCUCAAAGUUUUAUGGCCCAUUCAGGGAUGCAGCCAAGAGUGCACCAAUGUUUGGUGAUCGUCAAUGCUAUCAGUUACCUCCAGGAGCCAAGGGUCUUGCUAUGAGAGCCGUGGAGCGUGACRUACAGGAGGGAGCAGACAUGUUAAUGGUCAAACCAGGAAUGGCAUACCUGGACAUAGUUAGGCAGACUAAAGACAAGUUCCCAGAGUUGCCAUUAGCAAUAUACCAAGUAUCAGGUGAAUAUGCCAUGUUGUAUCAUGGUAGUAAAGCUGGUGCUUUUGUUCUGAAGGAUAUUGUCUUGGAGUCCUUAGUGUCCAUGAGGAGAGCUGGUGCAGACAUCGUCAUCACUUAUUUUGUUCCACAACUCCUUGACUGGAUCAAAGAAUAAAGAGAGAGAACUAUAUAACAAUUAUUUGCCAUAGUUAAAGGCAAAGUGAAUAUGGGUGAAUAUUUACCAAGCAGUGAGUCUUAGAGUGUCAAGGUUAAUAUUCACCACGAUCACUGAGCCUGAGGGGAAUAAUUGUUUAGUAUAAUAUUAGACUUAAAUACCAGAUAAAAGAUGAAUUUCAUAAUAAAAAAACGUUUUAGUAUUA